CAGCCCAACUGGCAGCCCAACUGAGUCACCUACUGGAAGCCCCACGGGAACACCAACUUCUGUGCCCACCUUGGGUCCAAGCACACUCAGUCCAUCUGUCUCAAGUGGUCAUCCAAGUGCUGCUCCUUCAACUGCAGAACCCACAGGAUUGCCAACUGGCACUCCGACGGGAUCUCCCACUGGAUCUCCUACAGGAAUUCCAACUGGAAAUCCAACCAGAGAGCCCACUGAAAGUCCAACUGCAUCUCCUACAGGAACACCAACAACGUUGAGUCCGUCAGUUGGUAGUGGACACCCCAGUGCAUCUCCUACCACCUCAGUUCCUACAUCUACACCAACUAUUUCACCAACAAAGCUACCCACAUCUUCUCCCACUAGAUCACCAAGCAUGUCUCCGUCCACAGCUGUACCGACAACAGGUAUUCCAACAACAGACUUACCCACAACACAACCUAGUGAGCUCACAGUGGCCCCUACGUUACCUCUACAACCAACGGGCGUGCCAACAGCAUUACCCAGUUUUUCUCCAAGUGGAAGCUUUGCACCCAGUGCAGAACCAAGCUUUCAAGAGACUGAGACCUAUGAGCCCAGUACACUGCCAACCCGCAGUCCUUCCACAGUCAGAUUGCCUACAGUCCAGCCCACUGACUUCCCAACCACAGGUCCGACAGUGGAACCAACUGUGGGUCCAACAACUGGUCCGACAACAGAGCCAACCACUGGUCCCACAGCAGGUCCAACCAUUGAACCUACAGCAUCCCCGACAGAAUCGCCUACAGUGAGUCCUACCCAAGUACCAACAGUUGGCCCUACAUACUCCCCAACUCUGGGACCAACUGGAUCACCAACCCAUUCACCAACAGGAGCUCCUACUACAUCACCAACAGUUAAUCCAACCACAACCCCUACUGGGCAUCCAACUGCCGCCCCAACUGCCGCCCCAACUGCGGCGCCAACUUUGUCUCCAACUGCGUCGCCAACUUUGUCUCCAACUGGUCAUCCCACAGUAUCUCCAACAGUAGCACCCACAGCAAGUCCAACUGAAAAUCCAACCCAGUAUCCCACAACAUCCCCAACAGAGAUCCCUACAGCAAACCCAACUUCCAGCCCUAGCACAAUAAGUCCUACAACAAUGGGCCCCACAGUUGCAAGUGGUCACCCAAGUGCAGCACCCACAACUCUUACACCAACAAUGGAACCAAUAGAAUGUGCAGAUGUCUGGGCAUACCACCCUGAUGCGGCAAUAUCAUUUGAGGACAUUGGGUUUGAGACCUUAGGAUGGACCAAUGGAAAUUUUGACUUGUAUGCAUGUGGCUCAUGUGGUUGCCCAAUUUGCUCCUCUGGUAGCCCGCUCUGCGAAAGAACUGAAAAUGCACCAGCACCACUGGAUAGGUGCACUUGUGUUUGCCCCGGUGAAGGUUUUGAAGCCCCCAGUGACUUCUCAAGUCCAAUUGUUACAGGAUCCGUGCCACUUCCCAUGACAAUGGACCUGUAUGCGGCUGUUUCUGCUGAUGGAAGUCCAAGAGGAGAUCCAUUGGGAACUGUGCAGGUAUCUUUCACUGAUCGAACAGCGUUUGUUACGUACAGAUCUUCACCUGGUUUUGUCCUUCUGGAAACACACCUGUAUAUCGGCAAUGCAAGACUGCCUGCUUCAAGCAGCAGUGGUACCACAUUGGAUCUGGGGGGCUUUCCAAAUCAAAAGACAAACCAGAUUGAAGAAGAAAAUGUAUACGAGGUCGCAGUCAAUACAUAUGACUUCUACAUUGCUGCAAAUGCUAAGGUCUGUAGCAACUAUACCAUGGCACCAAGCACUGCACCAACAUUGACCCUGAGCCCAACAACGGAGGAACCAACAUCAUCACCAACAGGAUCGCCUACAGUUCCACCAACAGGUACCCCCACUGGAACACCAACUGGAGCUCCCACUGUUCCACCAACGGGUAGUCCAACUUCCAGAACAGAAAGCCCAACUUCCAGCACAGACAGUCCUACAAUUGCCCCAACAGUACUCCCAACCAAUGAACCCACAGGACUUCCUUCCCAAGCUCCCACUUCGACGUCUCCCACAUCAUUGCCACCAACAACAAGCCCUUCGUCUUCCCCAACUUCGUUAGCUCCAACCCCGAUCACCCCAACAACCUUGACCCCAACUUUGGUUCCCACAACAUCUAGCCCAAGCUACGAGUGUGUGCUGGAGGUGGGACUGGGCAAUCAAGACUACACUGUGGAUGCCCCAGAGAGUGAUCUGGCAUCAUUGUAUGCACCAAACUUCUCUCAGUUCCUUGGUCUGCUUGGAUCUGGAAGCAACAACAUGGGUGUUUCCAUUACCAUCCCUCCAAGCACUGGAGAAGCCAUGAAUGCUGACUUGCUCAGCAUAGAGUUCAACCUGUACCAGAUUGACGAAUGGAAUCCUCAAGACAAAAUCUUUUUGCAGAUUGGUGACAUUGAGAUUGAUCUUGGUGAGAUGGACGCCACGAGUGUCAGUGAACCCCUUGAUGGCUAUGAGGGUGGCAUCACUUGGCACCGUGACACUGUCACACAGUGUGUCAAUCUUGACUUUGGAGAUCAAAUGGAUAAGAAGCAUGUGGUGGAGCUGACAAUCCCUUCCAGCCUGUUCCCAGACAACAAGCUGGACAUUGGUUUCCGUGUUGAGACAAAUCUGGACCUUGGUUCCGAGAGUGCUGUGGUGGAUGAACUUCGCAUCACUGCUCACUAUGACUGUGAAACCUCAGGACCAGUAUCAACAUUGGCUCCUUCAGCCCCAAGCCCAACUACCUUGGCUCCCAAUGGCAUCCCCACAACCAGCAGCCCCACAACCCCAGCACCCACCAUGCUCCCCAGAUGUGCACCAACUGCUGCACCAACAUCUAUUGAACCAACUUCAGAAGCCCCAACAACAAGUAGGCCUACAUCAGAACCCACCAGCAACCCCACUGUAUCCCCAACAGGAAUGCCCACUGGGAGCCCCACUUUAGUACCAACAACAUUGGGCCCAACUGUAGCAAGUGGUCACCCAAGUGAAGCCCCAACCACGAACACCAACCAGUAG
Seminavis robusta is the source of this 3049-nucleotide messenger RNA. The record is from the annotation of a GenBank genome assembly. Lineage: Eukaryota; Bacillariophyta; Bacillariophyceae; Naviculales; Naviculaceae.